AUGGAUGACUCCCAGAGUGAACACUCCCGGAUGAUGCGCCGCCACAACCGGGAGAAGAAGGAGCUACAGGCUCGCAUCCAGGGCAUGAAAAACUCUGUCCCCAAAAGCGACAAGAAGAAAAGAAAGCAGUUGCUUCUAGACGUGGCCCGCCUCGAGGCCGAGAUGGAGCAGAGGCACCAGCAGGAGUUGGAGAAGUUCCAAGAGAAGUUCCCUGGCAACAGCAACCUCGAUUCUGUCACUGAAGAUCUGGCCAAGAUGGAUCUCGAGAACCAACCUCCCCGAGUUUCGAGAGCACAGAGAAGACGGGAAAGAAGGGCGACUCUUGAGAGAGAGCGCCAGGAAAGGGCCGCCAAAGCUGAGAUGGAGCAUAUGGCCAGCUUCCGUCGUGAGGAGGAGGAGAAGCUCGCCACCAUCCUUGAAGCCAAGAAUCUGGAGAUGAAGGAUAUCCCAACUGAUGGCCACUGCAUGUACCGUGCCAUCCAAGAUCAGCUGGUGUUCUCUGUGACGGUGGAGAGCCUGCGCUGCCGCACCGCUGAGUACAUGCAGAAGCACGUCGACGACUUCCUGCCUUUCUUCAGCGACCCCGAGACCGGUGGUGCCUACACCCGCGAUGACUUCAUGAGCUACUGUGAAAACAUCGUCCGCAGCGCGUCGUGGGGAGGCCAGCUGGAGCUGAGAGCCCUGUCGCAUGUCCUGAAGACGCCCAUCGAAGUGAUUCAAGCGGAUUCACCCGUCAUCAUCAUCGGGGAGGAAUACAACAAGAAGCCACUCACCUUGGUCUACCUACACUACGCCUGCAACCUGGGAGAGCACUACAAUUCGGUGAAGCCACUCGAGGCCGGCGCUGUUGGCGGCGGAGCCCCUCGACUUUUCUAG
Sciurus carolinensis (gray squirrel) is the source of this 876-nucleotide messenger RNA. It is a transcript of the gene Otud6a, whose product is annotated as OTU deubiquitinase 6A. Bases 1 to 876 code for a protein of 291 amino acids. The record is from RefSeq and is a predicted model, not a curated record. Gene Ontology annotation, molecular function: cysteine-type deubiquitinase activity. The transcript has a single exon. Lineage: Eukaryota; Metazoa; Chordata; Mammalia; Rodentia; Sciuridae. Gene Ontology annotation, biological process: protein K11-linked deubiquitination; protein K27-linked deubiquitination; protein K33-linked deubiquitination.